Pseudomyrmex gracilis is the source of this 2528-nucleotide messenger RNA. It is a transcript of the gene schlank, whose product is annotated as ceramide synthase 6. The record is from RefSeq and is a predicted model, not a curated record. Gene Ontology annotation, cellular component: membrane. NCBI's taxonomy places the organism in Eukaryota, Metazoa, Arthropoda, Insecta, Hymenoptera, Formicidae. The transcript is spliced from 8 exons. Gene Ontology annotation, molecular function: DNA binding; sphingosine N-acyltransferase activity. Gene Ontology annotation, biological process: ceramide biosynthetic process. The coding region runs from base 345 to 1472 and encodes 375 amino acids.
CACUCGCCUCCUUUGGUCGUCGCUGUUUCCGGAUACAUUAUCCAAAAGUAACUUCCUUAUCGCGCUCCUCCCAUAUUAUACGUUCCGUAUUGGCGCGUAUCGGAGCAUCGUAUACAUAUAUCCGAUUCGAUCGUGCGUGCGCACACACUCGGAGAGAGGAAGCUAUACACACAUUUUUGCCGCUUACAACCUCUACAACCGUUGCAGCGCGGAAACGGCCGCAGCCCGUAACACGAGGAACACGACGCGCGCAUCGCCGCACUACCGUUCCGUCCAGUGGUGUGUUUCAGAUCGCGUGAUAUAUAUGUCGGAGCUGUAGCGUUUUCCCGGAUAUAUACAAUAACAUGAAUAUUUUGAGGAACAUUUCGGCGGCCUUUUGGUCGCCAGAUAUUUGGUUACCACCUAAUAUCACAUGGAAAGACAUCAGUCCGAAUGCAGACAAUAAAUAUACCAAUUAUCAGCAUUUAAUAUAUCCUAUUUUCAUGGCAUUCGUUCUUCUAGGAAUAAGAUAUACUCUUGAAAGAUAUUGGUUUGCUCCCUUUGGAAGAUCCCUUGGCAUAAAAAAUACCAGAAGCAAAAGGGCGCAACCUAAUGAAAUGUUAGAGAAAGCAUAUCUCAGUAAGAAAACUAAGUAUAAGCAAAUUGUGGCAUUGGCUAAACAAUUAGAUUGGUCCGAAAGACAGGUGGAAAGAUGGCUUCGCCUACGUCGUUCCCAAGACAAACCAUCUACUCUGACAAAAUUCUGUGAAAGUUGUUGGAGAUGUUUUUAUUAUACAUAUUCCUUCCUGUAUGGCCUUAUUAUUCUAUGGGACAAACCUUGGCUUUGGGAUAUAAAGAAUUGUUACUAUAAUUAUCCAUAUCAUCCUGUUACCAAUGACAUAUGGUGGUACUACAUGAUAUCAAUGUCAUUUUAUUGGGCAUUGAGCUUUUCUCAAUUCUUUGAUGUGAGAAGGAAAGAUUUCUGGCAAAUGUUUAUCCAUCAUAUAGCCACAAUUUUACUUAUGUGUUUCUCGUGGGUCGGAAAUUUAACAAGGAUUGGAUCUCUAGUUCUACUGGUGCACGAUUGUGCAGAUAUAUUUUUGGAGGCAGCAAAAAUGGCCAAGUACGCAAAUUAUCAGAAAGUGUGUGAUUGUAUUUUUGCCAUAUUUACAUUUUUGUGGAUUGUGACACGUAUAGGCGUGUAUCCGUUUUGGAUUAUUUACAGCACAUCUAUAGAGGCGCCUAAGAUAGUACCAAUGUUCCCUGCGUACUAUAUAUUUAAUUCUCUAUUAAUUUUAUUGCUCGGUCUCCAUAUGAUUUGGACGUAUUUAAUUCUUAAGAUUGCGUAUCGUGCAUUCAAUGCUGGUCAGAUGGAAGGUGAUAUUCGCAGCAAUAGCAGCGACGAAGUAUCCGACACUUCAGUCAAUAAUACUCCCGUAAACAGUAACGCAAAUUAUGUUAACAAAUCAAAUUCAAAACCAGUAGCUCACUAACAGAAAACGCAUGCUAGAUGAGUUAUUAUUUUAGAAACUGUUCCUAAAGGCAGAGAAAAUUCAUUCGGACGUUUAAGCAGGUGCUAAUCUCUCUUCCUCCAAGUAAAACAAAACUUGUACACAACAAGUACAAGCAAUCUUAAUCUUUCAAUCCAAAAUGCUAAUUAAUAUGCUUAUAUAUAUAUAUACACACACACACAUACACACACACAUAUAUCUUCUAUAUAACCGCGAAAUUAAUACAUAUAAUUUUUUCUAUCUUUUCUCUCGAUCCUGUUUUUAUUUUGUUAAACAGAUUUUUAAAUCUUUGUCACAAAUAUGUCUGUAAUCCUGUCAGAUACCUGUGUUUAGGAAAAUAUUACACUUAGAGGACAACGAAAUCAAGUGGGAGUUAUUAUAUGUUAACUUAUAUAUAUAUAUAGGUACAUAUGUAAGUACUACUUUUUAUUUAAGAAAAUUACUAAGUAUUCAUUUCUUCGAACGAAUUCUUAAGGCUUAAGUUACAAUAAGAAUGGACCAAAGCUACAAGAUGUUCAGUAUCUGAACCUCAAUCGUCUCAAGUCCUGAUAUCGUAUAACUAUUUUGAAAGAACGUAUUUAUUUAUUUUCGUAUAUUUUACAUAAACAGUCAAUAAUCGAUUAAGUAAGGAUAAUUAAUUAAUAAUAAACUUUUACUAAUUAGUCAUAUAAAUAUUCACUUUUUAUUCCAUUUCUCUCUCUCUCUCUCUCUCUUUCUCUCUCUCACACACUUUUAAAAUGCGUAAAGUUCUCAACCAAAUACGUUCAUGUGUAUAAUCUAUAUAAAAAAAAAGUAUAAUCAGUUUAAAUGUAUUGCAAUGUAUUCCAACAGCAAAUGUAUUGCAACAGUUUUUGCAAAAUUGUGUCGCUUAGGUCGCUGUGUAGAGCAGCGUUUGCAUUUAUCAACUCAUAAUAAAUAUUGUGUAAAUUAUACGCUGUACUUAUGUGUAAAUUUUUAUGAGUAAUGAGAGAAUCAUUAUUCUUGCGCAAUACGCAUGUGUCCUCGUGUAUCUUCAAUAAAACGUUUCUGAUUCUUGGA